Molecule: messenger RNA, 690 nt
Organism: [Torrubiella] hemipterigena
Lineage: Eukaryota; Fungi; Ascomycota; Sordariomycetes; Hypocreales; Clavicipitaceae
Source: the annotation of a GenBank genome assembly
AUGGACCGCUCCUCCGUCUCGCCACUCAAGAGACGCGCCGCUCUGGCUUCUCUCGACGCAAACGCGAUGCCUCAUUCCGCCAGCUCCCCGACGUCCACCAAGCACAGGACGCUCUCUGCCAGCUCCCCGACGAGCAAGAAGCGCGUCUCCCUGGGUGCCAGCCCCGCGCCCAAGAAGACGUGUCUCGCCGACUCCACGACCGCCUCGGCCCGCUCAAGAACAAACUCGCCCGACGUCAGCUCCGUCUUCGACAAUGCCUCUGAAGGCAGUGGCGAGGACUCGUCUUGGGGCACGGUGGCCACCGAGCCUGCAGAUGUUGGCGCAGCCAUGCCCGUGACGCUGUCCGUACCGCGCGCGAGCGUACUUACACGCGAACAGGCGAGAGAGCGAGCCGAAAUCCUCCGACUUCGACUUGGCCUAGCCAGUUAUAAACUCCGUACCGGUCAGACCUCGGUUCCCUUGGCCAACUUGCAGGCUAAACCACUUCCGCCCCGUGGCCCUGGAAGCGUGACGUCGCCGCUUUUGAGCCAGGGUGAAGAUACAUCUGUUGUGGGAUCUUCACAAUCAGAUGACCAUGAACAGGCUGACGAUGAGGAUAUCGUUGCUGCCACGCCCUCCGAACCAGCCUCAUCACAAGCCAACGACUCUCUACCUGCCAUUGUCAAGACAAAGGUGGCUUGUGCUGUCUAA